Messenger RNA from Uloborus diversus, 923 nucleotides. RefSeq names its product troponin C-like. The transcript has 5 exons. The record is from RefSeq and is a predicted model, not a curated record. Lineage: Eukaryota; Metazoa; Arthropoda; Arachnida; Araneae; Uloboridae. The coding region runs from base 125 to 586 and encodes 153 amino acids. Gene Ontology annotation, molecular function: enzyme regulator activity; calcium ion binding.
UGACGUCAGGGAACAGAGCCACAUGGCUCACAGAAACUCUUUUGAUUUUGCUCGCUCGACCGCACCUUCCUUGCGCUCGAUUUGAGUGGAUAAUCCGAAGAAAUUCGUCCCCUAAACUGCAGAAAUGUCCGUAGAAGAACUAACACCUGAACAAGUACAAAUGCUGCGCAAAGCUUUUGAUAUGUUCGAUCGAGACAAAAGAGGUUGCAUUCAUACCAACAUGGUGGCUACAAUUUUGAGGACACUUGGACAAACUUUUGAAGAGAAAGACCUUAAGGACCUCAUUCAAGAAAUUGAUUCAGACGGAAGUGGUGAAUUAGAAUUUGACGAAUUCCUGACACUCACUGCCAGAUACCUCGUUGAUGAAGAUUCAGAAGCGAUUCAAGAAGAGUUGCGAGAAGCAUUUCGAAUGUACGAUAGGGAAGGAAAUGGAUACAUCCACGUGAGGGAUCUGAGAGAGAUAUUGAGAGCGCUUGAUGAUCAACUGACGGAGGAUGAACUUGACGAAAUGAUUGCCGAAAUUGAUACAGAUGGAUCUGGCACCGUAGACUUUGAUGAAUUCAUGCAGAUGAUGACUGGGGACUAAAGAUUUAUCACAGCGAAUCACGGACUAUGAGUACGAAGAAAAUAUUCUAGAAAUUAUCUGAAAACUUAUGCAUUAACCAGUUGCAUUCAAAUUGCUCUGUAUCUAUGAAGAAUCAGAUUUCAUGAACAAUGCCUUUUGUUAAACUCAAGAUGAAAAUAUUUUUGAAAAGUUAUGAAAGUGUUAUGCAAGAAAACCAUGUCAUAACUUGAAUUGAUUUUUGACAAAUUUAUUACGUGUUUUGUUUAUAUCUGUUUUGAUAGCUGCGAAAAUAUUUGAAGUACGAUUGUAAAGAGUUUUUAAUUGUAAACUGAAUUAUAAAUAAAAUUUUCUGAUGAAA